This is a messenger RNA of Trypanosoma theileri, 1218 nucleotides long. RefSeq lists its product as uncharacterized. The transcript has a single exon. The coding region runs from base 1 to 1218 and encodes 405 amino acids. NCBI's taxonomy places the organism in Eukaryota, Euglenozoa, Kinetoplastea, Trypanosomatida, Trypanosomatidae. The record is from RefSeq and is a predicted model, not a curated record.
AUGUCUGAGGGCUACACGGCGGCCACUGGGGGUGAAGGAGCCCUCUCUGAACUCCUCGUCGCGGAGGAUAAAAUUCAAAACGCACUCGUUCCCGAUGAUGUUGUGAUUCGUGAUUAUCUCAACUGCAUAAAUGAUGACACGUGGGUGCGGCACGCCGAGUUGGUGCGGCUCUCGGAUCUCAAAGAAACACCACACGAGGAGGCCGUGAAGGAGGAGGUGCUCCGUUCAUACAUUGAGGAGCGGCGAAGGAGUAAUGCAGAGUUACCACGGGAUUUAAUCAUGGAGGGAAUUCUCUGGCAGGAGAAGUUCAUGGAUGAGUACAAAAAGGAACAUCGCUCACAAGAUAAGGAAGAGGCCUCAAACUAUAAAAAAGCAUUGAUGGAGCGUUUUCGCAACAAGAGGUCUGAUCGUCAGAUUACAGGCGGUGCGGCAUCUGAUGUUAAGGCAAUUGAGUAUGGGGGAAAAAAGGCCGAUAGUACCAUGUUCUCAAUGAAUGCAGCAGGUACAAAUAACAAAGGAGCAUUUGAUCAACCCCCAUCUAUGUAUACUCCAACGGUAAGACAAGAGCAACCGGAAUCUGAUGGUCCAACAACAACAAAUACUACUACUACUACCACCAAAACUGCAACUACGACUAAAAAUGAAACUCCGAACAGUGCUGUUCUUGCUCCAGAAGCUACUGAAGCAAAUGCCACUAAUGGGUAUCCCGUUGAAGAACAAACUGCUCCUUCAGCAGAAGCCGUACAACAGGCAGAUGAUGCUGUUGCUACUGAACCAAAUACUGGUGAGUAUCCUACUGAUGGAGAAGCUGCUCCAGUAGCAGAAGCCGCAGAAGAACAACAACCAGAAGCUACUGAACCGAAUGCCACCAAUGAGUACCCCGUUGAAGAACAAACUGCUCCUUCAGCAGAUGUUGUACAACAGGCAGAUGAUGCUGUUGCUACUGAACCAAAUACUGGUGAGUAUCCUGCUGACGGAGAAGCUGCUCCAGUAGCAGAAGCCGCAGAAGAACAACAACCUGAAGCUACUGAACCGAAUGCCACUAAUGAGUACCCCGUUGAGGAGCAAGCUGCUCCUGCAGAAGAAGCCGUACCAGAGACUGUUGAUGGUGCUGUAGAAGCACCUGAAAUAACAAAGGAGUCUCCAAAUGAAAAUAAUACUUCAGCUGUGGAACCCGCUGCCGAAACAGAUGGAGUUAAUCUCGGGGCUGAAAUUUAA